CCCAAUUUGGCUGUUGGAGGGACCGUUGUAGACGAUAGCACUUAACCAUUCGUUUUGUCAAUUGUUGCCCGUCUGAGCAGUAAUCUUCUCUACGGCGACAAAUGGUUACUUUUGUGGUGCCGCAUUUCCUUUUUAUUCUUCCACCUGCAUUUUAUACCCUGGCGUCUACAACAUAAUCCCCCCAAUUGGACGGGUCUUCAACAGCUCGACAGAGCAAGAACGAGAAAAUGGCGGGCACUCGCCGGCCACAGAAUGGCCACCGCCGCGGCGGAAAACAAGCAUACUAUGGCAGUCGUACGAAAACAUUCGCAGCGUCAAGUCGAAAUGAAGCAACCUCUGCAGACGAAAAGCGCGAAGCUACUAAGCUGGCGAACGCUGUCGACGAGGCAAUGGAGUUCGCACGAUACGAGAGCGGAAGAAAAAAGACGGGCUGGCUUGUAAAUCUCCAGGCCACGGAAAUAGAAGACGAGAACAACCCAGGCGGCCGGUCUGCGCUCGAUUUAUACUUCCUUGAGGACGAUGGUGGCACCUUCAAGGCGGCCGUGGAGUUUGAGCCGUACUUUCUGGUCGCGGUGAAGAGGGGCUAUGAGCCAGAAGCCGAGGAGUGGUUAAAGCGGGUAGCUGGAGGAGGAUGUGUGAAGAGUGUGCGACGGGUCGAGAAGGAGGACCUGCAGAUGCCGAACCAUCUCCUUGGCUACAGGAGGACGUUUCUUGAGCUUCGGUUUGUAAAUCAGGAGGACCUCUUGAGGGCGAGGAGGGAUGUGAUUCCCAUCGCAGAGAAGAAUAAGAAGCAGAUGAAUGCUAUGGAUACAUAUGCGGAGGUCGCCAGCGCGAAUGCGGGCUUUGACCUUUUUGACGACGACUCACGAGGUAACGAUAAACAACUUAAUACGACGAUUGUGGAUACGAGCGAUUUCAUUGUUGACAUUAGAGAAUAUGAUGUACCAUAUCAUGUGCGGGUCCUGAUCGAUUUAGAUAUCCGAGUCGGGAAGUGGUAUGAAGUGGAAGCAAAGCAUGGGCAUACGUCGAUAAGAUGCAUCACAGAGAGGUUGCAGCGAGCAGACCCAGUCAUCAUGGCCUACGAUAUUGAGACGACAAAAUUACCCCUAAAAUUUCCAGAUGCCUCGAUCGAUCAGAUUAUGAUGAUUUCAUAUAUGAUUGAUGGCCAGGGCUUUCUUAUCACGAAUCGAGAGAUUGUUUCCGAGGAUAUUGACGAUUUCGAAUAUACUCCUAAACCGGAAUACCAAGGGCCUUUCAUGAUCUUCAACGAGCCGGAUGAGAAGUCGCUAAUAGAACGAUUUUUCCUACACAUUAAAGAGGCAAGGCCAACAGUGAUAGCGACAUACAACGGAGAUUUCUUCGAUUGGCCCUUCGUCGACGCCAGGGCCAGUGUCAACGGCAUUGAUAUGUACCAGGAAAUUGGCUGGAAGAAGGAUAGCGAGGAUCAGUACCAAUGCAACUACAGUGUGCACAUGGAUUGUUUCCACUGGGUCAACCGCGACAGUUACUUGCCGCAGGGAAGCCGAGGCUUGAAAGCCGUGACGGUUGCAAAGCUUGGGUACGAUCCAGACGAGCUCGACCCGGAACUGAUGCUCCAGUAUGCGAGCGAAAGGCCGCAAACGUUGUCAGAAUAUUCCGUCUCCGAUGCGGUGGCGACGUAUUAUCUGUACAUGAAAUACGUGCAUCCCUUCAUAUUCUCACUAUGUACUAUUAUUCCUUUAGGACCAGACGCGGUCCUCAGAAAGGGAACUGGUACUCUAUGCGAAAUGCUUCUGAUGGUAGAAGCAUAUCAAAAAGAUAUCGUCCUUCCGAAUAAACACGUAUCUCCGAAAGAGUCUUUCUGGGAUGGCCAUCUUCUCGAGUCUGAGACUUACGUUGGAGGACACGUCGAGAGUAUAGAGGCAGGUGUUUUUAGGGCGGAUAUUCCAGUCAAUUUUGCUGUCGACACAACGGCCAUCGAUGAGCUCUUGGCAGACCUUGAUGCUGCUCUUAAAUUCAGUAUCACUGUCGAGGAGAAGAAGAACCUAGACGAUAUUACCAACUACGACGAAAUCAAGCAGCAAAUCACUGACCGCCUGAUAAGCUUAAAGGCGACAGCAAACCGAAGCGAACGACCCCUUAUUUACCAUUUGGAUGUGGCCGCUAUGUAUCCCAAUAUCAUGACGACCAAUCGGCUACAGCCCGAUUCUAUGAUCAGCGAGUCAGAUUGCGCAGCAUGCGACUUCAAUCGCCCAGGUAAGACCUGUGAUAGGAGAAUGCCAUGGGCAUGGCGUGGAGAAUAUCUACCCGCCAAACGCAAUGAGUAUAAUAUGAUCCGGCACUCACUCGAAAACGAGAAAUUCCCUGGGAAAUGGCCAAACAGCCCCGCGCGUACGUUCGAGGAAUUACCAGCUGAUGAACAAUCUGCCUUGAUAAGGAAGCGGUUGCAGAUAUACAGUCAAAAGAUCUAUCACAAAAUCCAUGAUUCGACGACAAUUGAGAGAGAAGCGAUUAUCUGUCAGCGUGAGAAUCCAUUCUAUAUCAAUACCGUCAGAGAUUUCAGAGAUCGUCGGUACGAAUAUAAGGGCCAACACAAAGUUUGGAAGGGGAAAACGGAUGCACUAAAAUCUUCAGGAGCAUCUCAAGCGGACAUUGACAAUGGCAACAAGAUGAUUAUUUUGUUCGACUCGCUGCAGUUAGCCCACAAGGUCAUUCUAAACUCUUUCUAUGGAUAUGUCAUGAGAAAAGGUUCUCGCUGGUAUUCUAUGGAAAUGGCCGGCGUUACUUGUUUGACUGGUGCCCACAUCAUUCAGAUGGCACGUCAGCUGGUUGAGAGGAUUGGCCGACCCCUAGAACUCGACACGGAUGGUAUCUGGUGCAUGCUUCCCGCCACAUUCCCGGAGAACUACGGAUUUAACAUGAAGAAUGGGAAGAAGUUCACUAUUUCUUACCCCUGUGUCAUGUUGAACCAUCUUGUUCACGACAAGUUUACCAACCACCAAUACCAGACUCUAAAAGAUCCUGCAACCUUCAGAUACGAGACACACAGCGACAACACUAUCUUCUUUGAAGUCGAUGGUCCAUAUAAGGCCAUGGUGUUGCCGACAUCCAAAGAGGAAGACAAGAACUUGAAGAAGCGUUAUGCUGUAUUCAAUGACGAUGGAAGUCUCGCAGAGCUGAAGGGAUUCGAAGUCAAGCGAAGAGGGGAGCUGAAACUGAUCAAGAUCUUCCAGCAGCAAAUCUUCAAGUUCUUCUUGGAGGGGACAACACUCGUCGAGACUUAUGCUGCAGUGGCAAAGGUCGCCAAUAGGUGGCUCGAUGUUCUGCACUCGAAGGGUGAAACACUUGCAGAUGAGGAGCUCAUUGACCUUAUUUGCGAAAACAGGAGUAUGUCAAAGACGCUGGCAGAAUACGGUACGCAGAAGUCGACGUCUAUCACAACAGCAAAGCGUCUAGCGGACUUCCUUGGAGAGCAGAUGAUUAAGGAUAAGGGGUUGAACUGCAAAUAUAUUAUUUGUGCCAGACCAAAGUCUGCUCCUGUUACUGAGCGCGCUAUUCCCGUCGCUAUAUUUUCUGCAGAAGCGUCAGUCAAACGCUACUACCUAAGGAAAUGGCUCAAGGAAGACCCCGAGAACAUGGAUCCUAGAGCACUACUGGACUGGAACUAUUAUCUUGACCGUCUCGGGUCUGUUAUCCAGAAACUCAUUACUAUUCCCGCCGCCCUUCAGAAAGUCCGCAAUCCUGUCCCGAGAGUGGCUCAUCCGGAGUGGCUUCAACGCCGUAUCAACACCAAGGACGACAAGAUGAAGCAGAAGAAGAUGACUGAUCUGUUUUCCAAGAAACCACUGGAAGAUAUUACAAACCUGAAAGACCAGACUCUCGGCGAUCUGGAAGAUUUUGGAACCCAAAUACUGAAGCCGAAAACCAUAACUAGCUUGGUUAUGUCGUCUCAGCCAAAGCCACAAAAACGAAAGUCGCCCGAACCUGCAGUUCCAGUAUCAGUCGACCCUUUCGCCGCCUUGCCAAAGACUAUGCCUGAUCCGACACAAGACUAUAUUGGCUUCUUAAAGUACCAAAAGCAGAAGUGGAAGAUCCAAAAGCAGUCGAGGAUCCGUCGUCGACAUCUCUUCGGCGAGACGCGAGCCGCCACCUCUAGUGAUAUUGGAGCUACCUUCCGAGUCCAAGCCGAGCUUGUUUAUAGGAGCACCUGGCAGGUACUGCAGCUCAGUGGCACUGAAAGCCCGGGUACGGUACUGGCACAUGUGUUGAUCGAUAACAAGGUCCACACCAUCAAAGUGAAAGUACCACGUAGCCUGUUUCUGAAUAUGAAAGGGAAGGAUUUGCCCGAUGUGGAUAUUGAGGGAUGCUCGGCCCAGAAGGUGUCUCACACGCUCCCGAAUGGACAUCCUUCAGUGCAUCUAUUCAAGCUCACAAUGUCGGAGGAUGUGUACGUCAAUGGAGCCCGAAAGCUUGCGCUACUCUUCAACCACCCAAGUGUCGAAGGAGUUUAUGAGAAACAAGUGCCGCUGGAUGUCCGCGCUUUGCUGCAACUCGGCACCCUGUGCACGUUUGACGAUACUCAAUCUGGUGUCCUUGGUAAGGGUCUUGAGCAUGGGUUUGACUUGUCAUCAUUGAAGCAAUCCGCGGCGAAGAACCCCUAUCUCACAGACUCUCCCAUGGCAUACCUUUACCUGUACCAUAUCGUGGCAGGAGAACGUCAAAUCUUUGCCAUAUUUUCGAGUGCAAGGGACCAAGCACACAUCGUUAUCCUUCAGAACUCAAGAGAGAGUCAAGAGCUUCCGAAUAUCGCCAAAAUAUACACAGACGCCCUGGCCAAACGGUUUUCCGAGGCAGAAGGCAAGUCGUGGCAGGAUUGCUUUGAUUACCAAGAUAAGAUACAGUUCACCACCAAGGUCGUAUCCACAAAGCGCAAGGCACUUCUUGAAGUGGGCGAUUUGGUGAAGAAGAUCAAGAGCGAUGAAACAAAACCUCUCAUUCUCGUGAUUCAAUCUCCACAGAAACGUAUGCUUCUCCACGACAUGCCAGUACUUGCCGACUUCCCAGUGUUAACGCUUCCGCACGACAAAAAGGACAUCUCAUUCCCACCUCUUGGGUGGCAAGCAUUUAUUGCAAAGCGCAUCAUCAACAACUACCUCAAUCUUGGCUCGUGGAUCUCCGAACUCACGAACCUGGCGAGAUACGGCGAUGUGCCGCUUUGCAAUUUGGAGCGUGACGAUCCAAGAUUCUUGAUCGAUAUCGCUUAUGCGAGGAGGCUAGAGAAGAAUAAUGUUGUGCUUUGGUGGUCAAGUGGUCCAAGACCUGAUCAUGCGGGUUAUGAGAAGGACGAUGUGCUUGGGCCGCUGGAGACGGUUCAAAUGCCCACCGUCAACAACCCAGGCACAUACUCUUCUGUUUGCAUUGAGAUUGAUGUCCGAAACCUGGCGAUCAAUACUAUAUUGACCUCAUCUCUGAUCAAUGACCUGGAGGGUUCUAUGGAUUCAGUAACCUUCAAUCCUGCUGCUCCUCAAGAUGACGCACCUACUGACGGAGCGAAUGCUCUGUAUUCUGACAAUGCGUUCGCCGGAGCAGGUGUGGCGGUGCUGCGGGAGAUGGUGAAGGCUUGGUGGACAGAGGCAUGCAAGGGUAGCCCAAUGGCUGAUAUGAUGGUCCUUCAUCUACUGCGCUGGGUUGAGAGCCCCAACUCUUUCAUGUACGACCGCUCUCUACACUACUACGUGCAGAUGAUGUCGCGCAAGGCCUUCCAACAACUCAUGGCCGACUUCCGCCGCGUCGGGUCUCACGUCGUCUUUGCUGAUGCCAACCGUCUGCUGUUGCAAACUACUAAAGCUGAGGUCGGAAACGCGUACGCAUACAGUCAGUAUAUCCUCAAAUCGAUCAAAUCGAAGCCCCUAUUCCACUUUUUGGAAUUGGAGAUUAAGGAAUACUGGGACUACUUGGUUUGGUACGACGAGUUCAACUACGGUGGGAAAGGAUGCGAGGAGGUCGUCGAAGCUGAGAACCAGACUUUGGAGUGCAUCAUGCACUGGCAGCUGGCGAAGUUCUUGCCUGAGCCUAUGCAGCCUAUCUUCAACGACUGGGUUAUUCAGUUCAUCGAGCUGAUGCACGGACUGAAGAGGCCACAGUUCGAAGACCCCAACGCUACACCCCGGCCUACUCUCCUCCCCGUCCGCGCGCUCGGUGAAGACAAGGCAGACAAGGCGGUACUGGGAAAAACCUUCGAGAGGCCCCUAAAGCGACAAAUUGCGCAGCUCAUCCGCCGGCAGAAGGACGAGAUGCUCCACCCGGAGCUCGUCAUGGACUACCGCUUCCCGUCGCUCCCAGGGUCCCAUCUCACCUUUACCAACCCGGCCUUGCAGCUUGUCAAGUCCUUGAUGCAGGUUCUCUCGCUCGACAAGAACAUCAUGUUAGAAGCGCGGCUCCUACGCAAGGAGCUCCUCAUGCUCUUCGAGGUGCGCGAAUUUAGCUCUGAGGCGACAUUCGUUAACCCCUCAUCGUCGCUACGUUUCCAGCAGGUCAUCUGCGACACCUGCACGAUGGCGCGGGAUCUCGAUUUCUGCCGGGACGCGGAUCUAGUACCUGACGAGGGCGCGGCGGGCGAGUUCCGACCCUGGAAGUGCGGGUACUGCGGGACGGAGUAUGAGCGGAUUGUACUUGAGCAGCGGAUGAUUGCGGACGUGGAGGCGCUUGUGACUCAGUGGGCGACGCAGGACCUGAAGUGUGUCAAGUGUAGCGGGGUGAGGAUUAAUGAUUUUAUGGAGCACUGCUCGUGCAGUGGUGAAUGGGUGGGAGAGAUGAAGCGCGCGGAUGUAGAGAAGAAGCUGGCUAUAUAUGAGAAGGUGGGCAAGUUUUACGAGCUGAAGAUGCUGAAAACUGUGUUGGAGGGGGUACUUGGGGGGUUAUAG
Pseudogymnoascus destructans is the source of this 6902-nucleotide messenger RNA. RefSeq names its product DNA polymerase epsilon catalytic subunit (gene POL2). Gene Ontology annotation, biological process: DNA replication proofreading; mitotic cell cycle; leading strand elongation. The transcript has 2 exons. Lineage: Eukaryota; Fungi; Ascomycota; Leotiomycetes; Thelebolales; Thelebolaceae. Gene Ontology annotation, cellular component: epsilon DNA polymerase complex; nucleus. The record is from RefSeq and is a predicted model, not a curated record. Gene Ontology annotation, molecular function: single-stranded DNA 3'-5' DNA exonuclease activity; nucleotide binding; DNA binding. Bases 228 to 6902 code for a protein of 2224 amino acids.